Pediculus humanus corporis (human body louse) is the source of this 498-nucleotide messenger RNA. RefSeq lists its product as uncharacterized. The transcript is spliced from 4 exons. Bases 1 to 498 code for a protein of 165 amino acids. The record is from RefSeq and is a predicted model, not a curated record. Lineage: Eukaryota; Metazoa; Arthropoda; Insecta; Psocodea; Pediculidae.
AUGUAUGCAGACAUUCAAUGGAAACCUUUUUUGGCGUCGGAUUGGUCCCCAGGAGGAGGCCCUCAACAACUAUCGGUAGUAACAACCGUUUGGGGAGUGACAACCGCUACUCAAUCAGGUCCUCAGGGCAGCAGUAAUCAGGGUUAUACGUCACAAGGAAUAAUACCUGAAAAGGAUGUAGGAGUGAAUACUCAAUUUUCAACGAGUUAUCGCCUUGGAACAUCUAGCUAUGGAGAUGGGCAAGGAGGGAUGAACGGUGGUCCCGGUGGUGGUGGUGGUGGAAACAGUGUUACAGGAGGAGAAUCUCAAUACGGUGGUGCAUUGAGUGCAGCAGCAAUGGUGGCUGCAGCAACGGCCACGGCUACAGCCACAGCAAGCGUUGUUGCUCUUCAAGAAAGGCAAGACAUGAAUUCACAGUGCACGUUAGUUAAAAAAAAAUUUUUUUUAAAUGACCGACCGACCGACAAAUUUUCAGCAAGGAACAGAAUUACAAAAUAG